UUCAAGAAGCCAAAACGGACGCGUGUUCCAAACUGUUCAGCAGCUAUUCUUAGAGGGGGGAAUGUGACAGACUCUGGCGAAUCGUUUUGAAUGCAGCUCACAUUAGACGAAGGAGUUGCCCUCUCUGAACAGCAUCAAAUUUAUGAUCAUCUCCGACAAGAAAGAUUAGAAAGGUAGAUGUGAGAGCCGCUGCGAGCAACGUCCAUUUGGUGCACGAUGCGACCGUUCUGAACAGUUUGGGAUAACUUUACGAUGCGGGGAUUGCUCUGAGCUGUGGUUAUCUCAACGGAUGGACCUGGUGCCCGUCGGCUGAGACAUCAUUUACGAUCCGCGGUGAGACUGACGAGGCGGGACCGCCGACAGGAUGGUGGAGCGGUCGGACCGAGCCCCUCUGCUGGACUGGGAGGAGGUUCCGUCCGCGGAGAAACCCGGCGGAGGAGCGGCGCCGCCCGCGGCAAAGGACCGACUGUCGAGCCCCUCCAACAGUCGUGCCCCAGCGGGAUGCUCCGCGCCCGGGUUUGGGUGGAGCAGCGGUCCGGGGGGUCCCGCUCCCAGCAGGGCUGUCUCAAACGCAGACGGCUGCAGCGCCCCACCCGCGACCUCCAGCGCCCCGGCGGCGGGGGGCAGGGAUGAAGCGCUGCGUCCCGACGACGAGGAGCAUCACUCGGAUGCAGGAUCGAGGGAGGUGACGCUGGAGGAGAGGAUGGUGAAAUGGGAGGAGAAGGACCAGAUUGUGUCGGUCUUUGUGGUCACGUUCAAUACCAGAUCAGGAAACAUGCUGGAGUGGUGUCUGCCCAAAGACAUGGACCUGGAGGGUGUGGAGUUCAAAGCCAUCGCCAGCGGCUCCCACCGAGUCACCACAGACUUCAUCUACUUCCGGAAGGGCUGCUACUUCGGCCUCGCCUGCUUCGCCAACAUGCCGGUGGAGAGCACGGUGGAGAGGGGGGCGAGGAUGAAGUCGGUGGGGAUCCUGUCCCCGUCCUACACCCUGCUCUACCGCUACAUGAGCUUCCUGGAGCACCAGGUCAGGCUCCAGCUCCAGUCCCCUGGCCACUACUCUCCACUGGAGGCCUUCUACGAGGACAAGCGAGCGCUUCUGCCCCCCAGUGGCGAUGGCGUUGUUACUGCGUGUCCUGCCAACGCCUGGGGAGCUGCAAUCAACCACAGCAUGCACCCCGAGAUGAAGAUCACCCACCCGGCCGGCUGCAUGUCCCAGUUCAUCCGCUUCUUCGGGGAGCAGAUCAUGGUGCUGUGGAAACUGGCCCUCCUCCGCAGGCGCAUCCUCAUCUUCUCCCCUCCGCCGGUGGGCGUGGUCUGCUACAGAGUGUACUGCUGCUGUUGCCUGGCCAACAUCUCCAUCCCCGGGAUCGGCGUGGCCGUGCCCGAGUUCCGCCCCUUCUUCUACGUCAAUGUGGCCGACAUCAGCGCCCUGGAGAACGAGCUCUCCUACGUGGCAUGCACUACUGAGAAGAUCUUCGAGGAGAAGAAGGAUCUGUAUGAUGUGUAUGUAGACAAUCAGAAUGUAAAGACCUGCAGAGACGGCCUGAAGCCUCUGCUGCGCCUCAGCACCGCUGACAGGGAGAAAUAUCGCAAACUCACCGAACAGAGGCAGAUGCUGCUGUACUCCCAAGAGGAGAAUGGAGACUGUGUGUCCAGUGAAGAGGAUCUCUUUAUUCUGUUUUUCCUGGAGCAGAACAACAGGAUCUUCCAGACCCUCAGCGAGGUGGCAGGGAGCUCCGAUCCUACGCUGACUCAGGAGAGUGUGAGGGCCAUGGGUCUGGAUCCUCACGGAGACCGGCUGUUCCUGCUCCACCUGCUGGAGGUGUACGGCUACGACACCCUGCUGGUGUCGGAGCAGCUGUGCUGCAGUUGAGGGACGACGGACGGCUGGCUUUUCCGCCUUUCAUCACUGCUGGCUCUAAAUAAAAAAGGGGGGUUGAGCUUUGAGUCCUGCACUACUGGCUUCUUGGAGUCUCUGGGACCGUUUGAGGCUCCAGAAAUUUCUCUGGUAUUACUUUUUUUCUGUAUCUCCUUGUGCUUCUUUUGUUCACAACCUGAUGGCAAGAGCAACAAUUAGAGUCAGGUGGUGAGUUCUACGUCAGACCAACAACACAUCCUGAAAAUGGACUGCUCACCGUUGACUCUAUCAAAGUGAAGCUCUGAAUCAGAUCCAGCAGCAGUAUUUUAACACCAAGACCGUGUUUGAAUGCAACAGACGGCAGGUCCAAACCCCUGAAAGAUGUGUAGCAAGGGACUUUUUAGGAAUUUUUAGAGGACAAAAAGUGUGCUGUAUGAAAGUGUAAAACAGAGGGAGCCUUCCUGUAAAUAGCCCUGCUUUUUCCCCCCCAAUAUGUACAGUGUGUCAGUCUGCGUAUGUGUGAUACGGGGUCCGCCUCUGUGUUAGUUGUAUCAAGUGCUGGAUGUAAACAUCUCAUUCUUUUUAAGCCUCUAUGUCCAAAUCAGGGCCUCCUCUCUUGGAACCGAACUAAAAUGUCACUACAAGCAGGUUGAACCACCCUUGUCUUUAACAGCCAUGUCUGUAAACACUACUGUUAAUAUCACAAAUGACCAAUUCGCCAUUUAACUUUGGCAGUAAUUUUUUUUUUCUCUUUUUGGCCCCAAGCUAAGACCAAAUCAGAUUUUCUAAUGAUGUCCAAAAGGCAGGGGUGAUAAUGUCCACGAGGACACAGAGGCUAUUUGAAAAAAAAAAAAAAAAAAAGGCUUUUUUGCACCCUGGCUGUCAGCUGGGCCUGCAGCUCAGAAGAAUAAGCUGUUAGUCAAUGAACACUGUUUUUACUGCUUUUCUUAAAAAAAAAAAAAACGUCUAGUUGUUGCGUGUGCAGCUCUGGUGUCAAGACAAAGGCAGGCUUUCAUGGACUGAGCUCACGGCCUCAGAUAAUAUUCUCAACAGAGGGACAGUGAGUCGCCUUUUUUAUUUUACAGCUACCAUCUGCAGAAUGGAUCAGAGAAUCGCUUUAGACAGAAUUCUGUGACUGUAAGCUCUGUCCGCUUACGAAACACACCACGGCAGCGUAUGUUUCCAGCUCCGUUAACCUGAUUGCCUAU
This is a messenger RNA of Acanthopagrus latus (yellowfin seabream), 3066 nucleotides long. RefSeq names its product DENN domain-containing protein 11-like. Bases 365 to 1873 code for a protein of 502 amino acids. NCBI's taxonomy places the organism in Eukaryota, Metazoa, Chordata, Actinopteri, Spariformes, Sparidae. The transcript is spliced from 9 exons. Gene Ontology annotation, cellular component: cytoplasm. The record is from RefSeq and is a predicted model, not a curated record.